This is a messenger RNA of Fomitopsis serialis, 1327 nucleotides long. RefSeq names its product Dihydroorotase. The transcript has 5 exons. The record is from RefSeq and is a predicted model, not a curated record. Gene Ontology annotation, cellular component: cytoplasm. Bases 1 to 969 code for a protein of 322 amino acids. NCBI's taxonomy places the organism in Eukaryota, Fungi, Basidiomycota, Agaricomycetes, Polyporales, Fomitopsidaceae. Gene Ontology annotation, molecular function: dihydroorotase activity. Gene Ontology annotation, biological process: 'de novo' pyrimidine nucleobase biosynthetic process; pyrimidine nucleotide biosynthetic process.
AUGUCCGACUCGCUCGCCAUCGCCGCGCCCGCCGACUUCCAUGUCCACCUGCGCCAGGGCGAGUUUGCUGCCUUCCUUGCCCCCCAUGUCCGCAAAGGAGGCUUCAGGCUCGCUUAUGUCAUGCCUAACCUCAGACCACCCAUCUCCAACACCGAGGAGGCUCUCCUCUACAGGGCGCAGCUGCAGGCCGCAGACCCUACUAUUGACUACUUGAUGACUCUGUACCUAUCUCCGGAGCUCACGCCCGACGAGAUACGGAAAGCAAAACGCGCAGGCGUAGUUGGUGUCAAGUCCUACCCUCGUGGCGUGACAACCAAUUCCGAUGGUGGUAUUGAGUCAUAUGAGGCCUACUACCCCGUGUUUGAGGCAAUGGAGCAGGAGGACAUGGUCCUCAACCUCCAUGGCGAGGUCCCGUCGGACGCGUCCACCAACAUCUGCCACGCGACAACACGCGCUGCUGUCGAGUGUGUCAAGGGCCUGGGCGACACUGUUGCUUGCACCGUCACCGCACACCACCUCGCGCUGACUGUCGAUGAUUGGGCCGGUCAGUCGUGGCACUUCUGCAAGCCCGUUGCGAAAUACCCCGACGAUAGGCAGGCGCUCCAGGACGUUAUCAAAGAAGGGCAUCCCCGUUUCUUCCUAGGUUCAGAUUCGGCACCACAUCCCCCGCACACAAAAUCCACGGCCUCACCUCUGCACGCGUGUGCAGCGGGCGUAUACACCUCAGCUAUCCUUCUCCCCCUUGUUGCCCAUCUUCUCGACUCGUUUGGCGCGCUCGGCCGCCUCGAGGGAUUUGUGAGCACCUAUGGGCGGGCUUUCUACCGCGUGCCCGUCUCCCAGAGUGAGGGCAAGGUGGUCAUUAGGCGCGUGUUCGGUAGGUUGGUUGAAGAGCAGCUAGUACAAGGCGAGCAGAGCGUCGUGCCCUUCUGGGCAGGGAAACCGAUCGGAUGGGAAAUUGUCGAGUCGUGAGGCGUACAGAAUUAACGGAAGAUCACAGCAUUCGUUUAUCAAUACGACGCCAUGUGUAUGAGGGGCCAAUUACAUCGUCAAGUGUGCCUAAUUCGCGGCCGUCCCCUCCGUCGGAUGAGGGUGUACAUACGUCACAUCUCAUGCUAGGUGCGAGACGAUGGUUUCUGUGCGACUAGCUGGCGCUGUUCAGAUUGACUGGUAACGAUUUCAGACGUCCAGGAGUAGUAAAGUGUCUUGGGUGCGUCAUACUUUGGUUCCUUGGUACGGUCUUUUGAACAGGAAUCUUGACCUCAAAUCAUCAAUCACUCUGAAUCCGGAUUAGUCUCGCCGCAAGACCCUCCACGUGAGGGUUUCGUGU